AUGGCAAAGGUCUCCAAGAAAAACUGGGCCACUCCCGAUGGAGCGUGCACUAGCUGCCGUGCCCGGAAGAUCAAGUGUGAUAGAGAGAAACCCCAAUGCAGCAGCUGCCUUGGGGAUCAACAUGAAUGCAUCUACUCCUCCCCUCCAAAGAGGGUCAACCACAUUAAAGUGCUAUGCGAGAGCUUCGAUGAGAUCCAGGAUCGCUUGAUCACCAUGGAGAAACAGCUGUCCCGACUGACCGCGACGCUCGGGAAUCCAAAUGCCGCAGAGCAGGGUGGUAUUCUUGAAAAGGAAUCCUCCGUUCCAAAUUCGACCAGCUUUGGUCAUGUAGUGCGGGAUACUGACGGCCAGAUCGAGCGCUAUCAUGGCCCCUGGACAUUACUUGCCCAGUGUCGUCAACUUGAAACUGACCUGAUGUGCUGGCCGGAAGUCAGCACCCUCUUGACCCGAAUGGUGCACGAUACAAUGAGACUGUCGUUAGACUCCUUUUCUGCAGGAUUGGCAGACAUGAAAAUGUGUCUGCCACCACGGCAGCUCUUGUCCGUCAUGGUGGAGUGCUUCCUGAAGAACGCCGACUACGCCACGAGUAUCUUUGAUCAUCAAUCUCUGUAUCACGCGAUUGACCGUGUGUAUCAAGACCCUGCUAACCCAGAAGAGAAGCCUUGGGUCCUGUGUUUCAAUCUCAUCAUCCUGCUUACCCUCGGAGCGGAACAUCCCUUGCAGAGUGAAGACCCAUUCGUAAGGCCCAUGCUCCAAGCCGUUCAUGUGGCUGCAGGGAACUCGAGAUUAUUUAUGGAGCCAAGGCUCGUGAGCGUUCAAGCCCUGGCUUUGUUUAGCCUUUUUGUGCAGCAAUGCUAUACCGACAAUGAAGCCCUUGGUGACUCCAUAUUUGCACAAGCAUGCCAAUUGGCCCGUCAGAUGGGAUUGCCCCAGCCUUAUGGGUGCACGUCCAACUCCAUUCUAACCCCGGUCGAGGUAGACGAGCGACAGCGCGUGUAUCAGUCGCUGUACAUUCGCAAUCGAUAUUCCACCACCGCGUCUGGCGGUCUCGUAUGGUUGCCCAACGGCGUAUCAUCUACAGGUACCGUCACAGCACUUGCAGUACAUUGGGAGCUUGCAAAGCUGCAAGAUGAGGUACACCGACUACUCGGGGCUCCCGAUCUUACCUCGUCAGAUCGUCGCGCUGUGGUGGCCCAACUUCGCGAAAAACUCAAGCUAUGGCAGGAAACUCGCCUAUUGCCGUCACUUCUGGAGCCAAUGACUGUGGAUCGUGUUGUCCUUUAUUUGGGCUUCUUGGGAACUCGCAUGUACAUCGGUAUGGAGAGUAAAGAGACAGACAGAGAGGAAGUCCUGGAUGAUUGCCGACUCAGCUGUCUCCUACUCAUCGUAUCAUGCACACAACAACAGAAUCCGACUUUUCAAAGUCAGCUCCAUGAUCUUUUGCAUAAGUUGAGCUCAUCGCGCGAGAAAUCAGAUAAUUUGUCGCAAUCAUCUCGAGCGUCUACCCCUUCAUCCUCCUCAUCCUCCUCUCAUUCUACAAGUGACAGGCUAGCGCAACUUUCUCCAUUGGCAGAGACAUCCUCUACCAAAACUCCGCCAGCCACUACAUCCCCAUUACUUCCACUUCAUCGUCUAGCAAAGGUGUUCCCCAUCACCGCUAUAUUCAUGCUCGGACGACAUAUUCUUGGCGUAUCCCCCAACGGCAAAUCUUCAACCCCAUUCAGGACAGACACUGAUAAUAAUUCGGACAUUUGCAUCCUCAAAUCUUUACUACUAUGCUUUCAAAGAAGCCCACCCUUUCUCGGGGUCAACAGCCAGCCUGAUUCUUGCAGCUACAGACUUGGCCAAGCUCUCGACCAUCUAGUCCACAUCAUCCACACCAUGACCUUCCAACAGACCUCCCCGAGGGCUUUAGUCUCAAAAAGCCCAAAUCACCACAUGGAAACAAACGAGCAUAUCCCCAGAGACUUCACAGCCUCACAAAGCCUCCCCGAGGUCACCGACCUGUCUCGCUUCUGGUACGCGAGAGAGAUGACCGGACAUACACCCAUGGACAUCUCCAUGUCCGACUUCCAGUCUGCGUGGACAGCUCCACAAGACUCGCUCAGCUCAUCAACUAUGCCGCUGCUUUCUUCCGACAGUUCAAUCUACACACCGGCUAUGGAGCCGACGCCCAUCAUGUCAAUGUCAAACACACCCUUGGAUCUUUCGGAGUUCUUUAGUGCUGAAUCGGACGGCCAGGACGGAUGGAAUGUUGUCGGUGAUGUUUCGAAUAUUAUACAACAGAUUAGACCACCUAUAAAGAGACGUCGGACUAAUGAGGAUAAACUGGAUUGA
Molecule: messenger RNA, 2337 nt
Organism: Penicillium nucicola
Lineage: Eukaryota; Fungi; Ascomycota; Eurotiomycetes; Eurotiales; Aspergillaceae
Exons: 4
Coding region: 1-2337 (778 amino acids)
Biological process (GO): regulation of DNA-templated transcription
Molecular function (GO): zinc ion binding; DNA-binding transcription factor activity, RNA polymerase II-specific
Source: RefSeq, a predicted model, not a curated record